AUGGCGCUUCCUCUACGAAAUCUGGGACGAAAUGGCCCCCAAAUCUCACCUGUCGGGCUUGGAUUUGGCAGCAUCGGUGGCUUUUAUGGACCAGCAGGCACUCUUGACGAGAAGGUGGCCCUUCUAGACUACGCCCAUGCAGCUGGUCUACACUUUUGGGACCUUUCUGAUGUCUACGGUGACAGCGAAGACGUUGUUGGCGAAUGGAUCAAGAGAUCAGGCAAACGUGAGGACAUUUUUAUAGGCACUAAGUUCUCGCUUGAGCGUCAGGUCGAUGGCCACUAUAAAUUCUAUUCCGAUCCCAUCUAUGCCAAAGAGGCGUGCCAAAAGAGCCUUCAAAGGCUAGGGGUGGAUUUCAUUGAUCUUUACUAUUGCCAUGCAGUUGAUGGAGUCACGCCCAUUGAAAAGACCGUGGAAGCAAUGGUGGAUCUAAAGCGAGAAGGAAAGAUCCGUCAUAUCGGUCUAUCCAAUAUCUCGGCAGCAACACUACGCCGGGCGCAUGCCGUUCACCCCAUUGCUGCCCUACAAUGGGAGUACAGUCUGUUCACUUUAGACAUCGAAUCACCAAACUCGGAGAUCCUCGACACUUGUCGCGAGUUGGGCGUUAGUCUUGUUGCCUAUUCUCCCAUCGGCCGCGGUAUUUUCGCCCAAGAGCUUCGAUCUUACGAGGACAUUCCGGAAUAUCUGCGGCAGUACUACCCCAAGUAUGCCGAAAAGAACUUUUCUGCAAUUUCAGGACUAGUGUUGGGCAUCAAAAGAAUUGCUGAUGCCCAUGAAGCCACUGCGGCACAGGUUGCCCUUGCAUGGCUGUUGGCACAAGGCCCGGAAAUCAUCCCUAUCCCUGGCACAAAGUCAAUAUCCAAAAUAAAUGACAAUGCAGCUGCUGCAUUCCUUCAACUGGAUCAAGAUGAAGUCCGGGAACUUCGCACUCUAGCAGAGCAAGCUGAAUUUGAAGGCCCUCGGUACCAUCCUUCGUGGGUGUUCCACAAAGUCUUCCAAGAUGUUACACAAGUGCUGAUUAUUUCUACCUACUAG
Molecule: messenger RNA, 1035 nt
Organism: Penicillium salamii
Lineage: Eukaryota; Fungi; Ascomycota; Eurotiomycetes; Eurotiales; Aspergillaceae
Source: the annotation of a GenBank genome assembly